UGCAGCUGUUACAGCUGUCAUUUUAUUUCCUUAGAAAUGUUGGGAACAAAAUAACAUUGUUAAAACAGAUGUGUUAUAAAUGUUUCUAUAUGUACGUCAAGUAUUGGUAAUAAGCUAUUGAUAAAUAUUUAAAUAUUCGACAAUAAAAAAAUGGAUAUAGCUAAGUGUCUGUUUAAUGUUCGGGAUCAUGAAGGUUACGUUGGAAGGGAAGAUCAUAACAAAAAGCUUCAAACGAUUGGAUCUGAAGAUGAAUGUGAUACAGACGUCAAUGGAUUAUGUGAAGAUCUAAUUUCUCCAGUUCCUGGAGGACCAUUUUCUGCUUUAACUCCAUCAAUGUGGCCUCAAGAUAUUUUAGCAAAACUCAGUCAACCAGAUGAUCCAAAUUCUCAACCAGAUUAUAGAUUUGACGAGUUUGGUUUUCGAGUAGAAGAAGAAGAUGGUCCAGAGCAGAGUUCAAAAAAACUUUUAGGCGUUCCUUUCGUAGAAGAUCCUCAACAUCGCCAACAAUGGCUGACAUUGAUGGAGUUUAGUCGUACACAAGAAAUAUCUGAUGUCUCAUGGAAUAAAACAGAUCAACGAUUACCAAGGACUGAUAAGUUAAGAGAUAUGGUAAGACGGGGGAUUCCACAUUCUCUCCGUCCAAGGAUCUGGAUGAGGAUGUCUGGGGCUUCACAAAAAAAGAUGUCAUCAGAAAUGACUUAUAAAGACAUUGUCAAAGCAUCUAGUAGUGAUGCUUUGAUGACUAGUAAGCAAAUAGAAAAAGAUUUAUUAAGGACUAUGCCUGCGAAUGCUUGUUUUUCUCAUCUACACAGUACAGGAAUCCCUAGAUUAAGAAGAGUAAUGCGUGGAUUAGCUUGGUUGUACCCAGAUAUUGGUUACUGUCAAGGAACUGGUACCAUUGCUGCUUCUUUAUUAUUAUUGCUUGAAGAAGAAGAUACUUUUUGGAUGAUGGCAACAAUUGUUGAAGAUUUAUUACCAGCUUCGUACUAUUCUUCAACUCUUUUGGGUAUUCAAGCUGAUCAAAAAGUUCUAAGAACACUCAUAGCUAAUUUCUUACCUGAUAUCGAUCACGUUCUAGUCCAACAUGAUAUAGAAUUGAGUUUAAUCUCUUUACACUGGUUUCUUACUUUAUUCGCAUCUGUUGUUCACAUGAAAAUUUUACUGAGAAUAUGGGAUUUAUUCUUAUUUGAUGGAUCUAUUGUUUUAUUCCAAGUUACUCUUGGAAUGUUAAAAAUCCGUGAAGCAGAAUUAAAACUACUGGAAAACUCAGCACAAAUAUUUAACGCACUUUCUGAUAUCCCUGGUGAUAUCGACGAUGUUGAUCAAUUAUUUGAAGUAUCUUUAGAAGUAAGUGGAUCUUUGACUGAUGUUCUUGUUGAAACACAUCGAAGAAGGCAUUUGACUUAUUUAAUGGCUGAUCAAGGUGGCCUUGUUGGAAACCCUGAUGCCGCACCUAAUUUGCCUAAACAACACUUGAACAAACGACAAAUGAAACGAAAUAAAUCAGCGCUACAGAUGUUUUUAUUUGGUAGUGAUUUAAGUGAAGAAGAUGCUAAGUCUAAAAAUAUUCGGCAAACAGAAAUUUUAGUAGAUUUGAGAGAAACAAUUCUUCAAGUAUCUCGACACUUCAUCAAUGUUGAUCCCAAAUUGAACGUAACUUUAGUGGCUGAUUAUACCAUGGAAAGUCAUGCUAAGGAUCAUGACAAUUACGUCAAUGUUUCUAGAACAAGAAAUAGACGAGCGAAAGCUUUGUUAGAUUUUGAAAGACAUGAUGAUGACGAGUUAGGUUUUAGAAAAAAUGAUAUAAUUACAAUAAUAAGCCAAAAGGAUGAGCAUUGUUGGGUAGGAGAAUUGAAUGGACUUCGGGGUUGGUUUCCGGCAAAAUUCGUUGAGUUGCUUGAUGAGAGAAGCAAACAAUAUACAUGUGCAGGUGAUGAUGCAGUAAGUGAAGCAGUUACAGAUCUUGUAAGAGGAACAUUAUGUCCAGCAAUAAAAGCCGUACUCGAGCACGGAAUGAAGAGACCUUCAUUUCUUGGAGGUCCUUGUCAUCCGUGGUUAUUUAUUGAAGAAGCUUCAACUAGAGAAGUUGAGAAAGAUUUUAAUUCUGUCUAUAGUAGACUGGUGUUAUGUAAGACUUACAGACUUGAUGAAGAUGGUAAAGUUUUAACUCCAGAAGAGUUGCUUUAUCGCUGUGUUCAAGCUGUUAAUCUAAGCCACGAUAAUGCUCAUGCACAGAUGGACGUUAAGCUACGAUCUCUUAUUUGUCUGGGAUUAAAUGAACAAGUUCUACAUUUAUGGCUUGAAGUUUUGUGCUCUUGUGUUGAGGUUGUUCAAAAGUGGUAUUACCCAUGGAGUUUUGUCAACAGUCCAGGAUGGGUUCAAAUAAAAUGUGAACUACGAAUCCUUAGUCAAUUUGCAUUUAAUUUAAAUCCUGACUGGGAAUUACCGCAGAAAAAAGAACAAUCCCAGCCUUUGAAAGACGGGGUGAGAGAUAUGCUUGUAAAACAUCACCUCUUUAGUUGGGAUUUGUGAAAUAUUUAAUUAAUUUAUUCUUUGGAAAAAAAAUCUACUAACUUUUUAAUGUUAAUCUUUUAUCGAAAUUAAUAUUUUUUAUUUGUUCAGUCUGUAAUAGAUACUUGCCAAUGAAAAAAUAAUAUUUACUAUUUAUUUAUCACUGUAUAAUCAGUAAAACGAAUCAAACAGAUAUUUAAGUACCUGUAGAAACGUGCGCAUCCAUAAUGUAACGAUAAUCCCUGUGGAUCUAUCAUAAAUAAUAUUUUAUUUUCUUAAUAAGCCAAAGAUUAAAUAAAUUGAUCGGAGAAUA
Molecule: messenger RNA, 2824 nt
Organism: Chelonus insularis
Lineage: Eukaryota; Metazoa; Arthropoda; Insecta; Hymenoptera; Braconidae
Product: small G protein signaling modulator 3 homolog
Exons: 4
Coding region: 151-2532 (793 amino acids)
Molecular function (GO): protein binding
Source: RefSeq, a predicted model, not a curated record